Chenopodium quinoa (quinoa) is the source of this 798-nucleotide messenger RNA. RefSeq lists its product as uncharacterized. Bases 1 to 798 code for a protein of 265 amino acids. The transcript has 2 exons. Lineage: Eukaryota; Viridiplantae; Streptophyta; Magnoliopsida; Caryophyllales; Amaranthaceae. The record is from RefSeq and is a predicted model, not a curated record.
AUGUAUCUCAACCCCAUGUCUGAGGCUACCUGGUGCAAGUAUUUUCCAACAACCCUCAAAGGUGUUGCACAAUCGUGGAUCACUAAGGGGGUGAAAGAAGGCUCUAUAUCCGGUUGGAAAGACCUUUCUAACAAAUUCAAGAGCAAUUUUUCUACGACAAAUCGCCGUGAGAAGACAACUGCAGAACUGAUGAGUCUGCAGCAAGCCGAGGACGAAAGCCUCCGCGAUUAUCUAACUUGCUUCAGCAACGAGUCAUCCAGAAUUACAAGUAUGGAUCAGGGCCUUGCCGUAUUUGCACUGCGGAAUGGGGCUGGGAAAGCUAAAGGACAACUGUUCGAGGGCCCGACAUCGAGGAAAGGGAAGGCCAAGGCCUCAGAACCGUCUUCUGCUGCCGAGCCGAAGAAAGAAAAGAUCGCCCCCUAUACGGGAAGAUACGAUUCUUACAUUCCCCUUACUCUUCCUCGUGCUAAAAUCUACAGCACGACCAAAGAUAAGGGGAGAUUUAAGAAGCCCAGACCGCUGCCACCAUGGCAUCAGCAAAAAGGCAAAGACCGAUGGUGCGAGUUCCACAAAUCUCCUGGACAUCGCACCGAGGACUGCCUUCAGCUAAAGGACCAAAUCAAAGAUCUGAUUCAGAAGGGCUAUCUGAAGAAGUACCUCGCGGACCGUCGCGAAGAGAAAAAAGAUGAGAGAGACUCUCGCCAAGAUCUGGAUUUUCUCCGGAAAAAAGACAAGCAACAGGACAAGGACACCCUUGACAUUCUUUCCAUUCCGGAGGAACUUCCCGGAGCGCAGUGA